This is a messenger RNA of Tribolium castaneum (red flour beetle), 2459 nucleotides long. It is a transcript of the gene Hrd3, whose product is annotated as HMG-coA reductase degradation 3. Bases 268 to 2418 code for a protein of 716 amino acids. Gene Ontology annotation, biological process: ERAD pathway. Gene Ontology annotation, cellular component: endoplasmic reticulum membrane. The transcript has 6 exons. NCBI's taxonomy places the organism in Eukaryota, Metazoa, Arthropoda, Insecta, Coleoptera, Tenebrionidae. Gene Ontology annotation, molecular function: protein binding. The record is from RefSeq and is a predicted model, not a curated record.
GAUCUAUCGAUUUUUCCAGAUGUCAUCAACAAACUUGUCAUAAAAAUGUGUAAACACUUAAAACUUGGAUAAAUAAUUAAAUUAGGACUGACUUUGGGGUGUUGUGACCUUAAAAACUCGCUCAUUUGUGUCAAUAGUGCGUCCUAGUCGUUUAAAAAAAGUAAAAUGUUGACCUAACCCCAAAAACCAAAAUGUAAAAUCAAUCUCUGUGACGUUUUUGGGACACGUAUCUGAUAAACAAGUGGAAAUAAAUCAAAAGUGAUAACCAUGUGCCACAAAUUGUUAAUUUUCGCGUUGGUUUGCCUCAUCUGCUGCGAAUUUUCCGACGAGAGUUUGCAGGGGCCUACCAAGAGCAAGCGCGACGAAGAGGAGAAGUCCGAUGAUUCGGACGAGACUUCGCCUCUUAGGGUGGUCCCGGCGCCCGACUUGUCCAAAGACCGCGACCGCCGGAAAGGUAAGCUGACCGUCCAAGUGGAAAUCCGAGACAGAGACGCCGUUGAUCUUUUCAUGCUCGACCAAGCCAAAGUCAUUCAAAAGAUGGUGCAAGAGAUCGGCUUGAAGAACUUCAUGCUUGAAGAACCGGAAGAACUCCCCCUUGAAGACCUGCCCCCGCCGCCGGAGCUCCCCGCCCACGAACCGACCCCAGAGGAAAUCGAGGCGAAGACGAUUUACGACACCGCCACGGCGAUUUUAAAUAAAACCCGCCCCGAUAAAAAACACGCCUACCAACUGUUGGCAGAAGCUGCGAAAAAGGGGAAUCCCGAAGCGAAGGCACUCGUUGCGUGGGCGAAACUCUUCGGGAAUCCCCUAGAGCAGGAUUUGGAAACGGCCAAAGAGAUUUUCCGGAGUUUGGCCGAGGGGGGGCACCCUGAGGGGCACACGGGACUUGGGUUUUUGUACGCGUCAGGGUUGUCAGUUAACGUGAGUCAGGCCAAAGCCCUCGUACAUUACACGUUUGGGGCGAUUGGGGGCAACACCUGGGCGCAGAUGGUCUUGGGGUACAAGUACUGGUCGGGGAUCACUGUGGCCCCCAGUUGCGAGAAAGCGCUAGAUUUUUACCGACAAGUGGCUGAUAAAGUGAGUCAAGGGGUUUCUUUCGGGGGCGGAGCCGCCAUUCAAAGAAUCCGUCUUUUGGACGAAUUGGAGAAUGGAUAUUCAUCGGGCAUUUUAGAUAAUGAUCUAAUUGAAUAUUAUCAACUUUUGGCCGAAAAAGGAGAUAUUCAGGCGCAAGUGGGUCUUGGACAGUUGCAUUAUCAAGGCGGCCGUGGUGUUGAUUUGGAUUACCAGAAGGCCAUGCAUUAUUUUACUCAAGCAGCGAAUGCGGGAAAUGCCAUUGCUAUGGCCUACUUGGGAAAGAUUUAUUUGGACGGCAGUGACGAGGUGAAGGCCGACAACGACACCGCCUUCAAAUACUUUAAAAAAGCCUCCGAUUUGAACAAUCCCGUUGGCUUAAGUGGCCUCGGUUUAAUGUAUCUUUACGGCCGAGGAGUGGAAAAAGACUACACAAAAGCGUACAAAUAUUUCCUAGCCGCCGCUGAUCAAGGCUGGGUCGAUGGCCAACUCCAACUCGGAAAUAUGUAUUUUAGCGGUUUGGGCGUUCGAAAAGACUACAAACUUGCAAACAAAUAUUUUUCACUCGCAUCACAAUCGGGCCAUGUCUUGGCCUACUAUAACCUGGGCCAAAUGCACGCUCAAGGCACCGGAAUGUUACGAUCGUGCCCGACCGCAGUCGAACUGUUCAAGAAUGUGGCAGAAAGGGGGCGCUGGGGCGAAAUUCUGAUGCAAGCGCAUUCGGAUUACACUGAGGGGCGUUUUAAUGAGGCUUUUGUGCAGUACGCCCUCUUGGCUGAGUUGGGGUAUGAGGUGGCUCAAAGCAAUGCUGCGUUUUUAUUGGACAGGAAUGAGGUGCCCAUGUUUACGAUUCAGGAAUCUUUGGCACGGGCGUUGCUCUAUUGGGGGCGCGCAGCUGCUCAGGGCUAUUCAGCUGCUCAAGUCAAACUAGGGGAUUAUCAUUAUUACGGAUUGGGGACUCCAGUCGAUUAUGAAACUGCGGCUAGUCAUUAUAGACUGGCGUCCGAGCAGCAACAUAACGCUCAAGCCAUGUUUAAUUUGGGGUACAUGCACGAACAGGGCUUGGGAAUGGCCAAGGAUGUGCAUUUGGCCAAAAGGUGCUACGAUUUGGCUGCUGAGACAAGUACUGAUGCUAAGGUUCCGGUGGCUUUGGCGCUUUUUAAACUGAAUUUGAUGUUCAGUUUGGAUAGUUUGAAAGAGAGCCACCUAUCGAGUUUGUUGGACUUUAACGAGAUGUUUGGGUCGAAUUGGGAUUUGUAUUUGAUUACCACGCUCACGGCUAUUCUUGCAGCGAUUGUUUAUUUCCGGAGACCGCAAGCGCCCGCUGUUAUACACAUUUUUUUAUAAAUUGUACGGUUUUAGUUGAAAAAUAAAUGUUACAUAAAAGA